Messenger RNA from Mercurialis annua (annual mercury), 2470 nucleotides. RefSeq names its product pentatricopeptide repeat-containing protein At1g62914, mitochondrial-like. The transcript has a single exon. Bases 242 to 2413 code for a protein of 723 amino acids. Gene Ontology annotation, molecular function: protein binding. NCBI's taxonomy places the organism in Eukaryota, Viridiplantae, Streptophyta, Magnoliopsida, Malpighiales, Euphorbiaceae. The record is from RefSeq and is a predicted model, not a curated record.
GGAAAAGAAAAGAAUUCUCGAACAUCCUUCAUUACUGCUAGAAGAAACCGAAACCAAUUCUAAGAUAACAAGUCUUUCAUCAACACCAAUUCUUCUGCUAACUCCGUCACCCUUUUAGAAACUUUUCCACUUCUCCGGCGACUCCUCUUCGUCGAAAAAAAAAAUCAGGUGUGCCGUCAACUCUUUUUUUUUUCUCAUUCUUUUCAUUUUUUUUACUUCAACUAGUGCGGCAGUAAACUCGAUGCUCUCUCCUUUAUCACUAUCAAAGAGAACAAUCUUCAGAUGGGUUAAUUUAAAAUCAGCCAUCUCUUCAAUUUCAUGCAUUCAAAUGAGUCCAGAAAUUGAUCAAACCGUAUCAAAUGCCACUGAUUUUGAAGCAAAUAUUCAAUUCUUAAGAAAUGAGCUAUACCCAGAUAGCUUAAUUAAAGUUUUACAAAACACAACUGAUGUAAACUCAGCUAUUAAGAUAUUCAAAUGGGCUUCUCUUCAAAAACAUUUUAAUCACACUUCUGAAACUUAUUAUUGGAUAAUUUUGAAGCUGGGUCUUGCUGGUAAUACACUAGAAUUGGAGGGUUUUUGUCAAAAUUUAGUGAAGGAGAAGUGUUCAGGUGUUGAACAUGUUCUUGUCUCAUUGGUUGAGUCAUUUGUUAGACAUCGUAGAGUAUGCGAAGCGAGUUGUGUUCUUGUUAGUAUGAGUUUAGGUGGUUAUAAGCCUGAAAUUAGUUUGUUUAAUGUUGUUUUGAGAGGUGUUGUGGAGGAGAAGAAAGGGUUUAAGGAGUUUGUGUUUGUUUAUAAGGAGAUGGUGAAAGCGGGAUUAACACCGAGUAUUGAUACUUUGAAUUGUUUGAUAGAGGUGUUGUUUGAUUCGAAAAUGGUUGAUUCGGCUUUGGAUCAAUAUCGAAGAUUGAGUAAGAAAUUAUGUAGUCCUAAUAGUCGGACCUUUGAGAUUGUAAUAAAAGGUCUUGUUUUGAAUGAUCGAGUUGAUGAUUCCGUUGUCGUUUUGCAUGAGAUGAUGAGAAUUGGGUGCUUGCCUGAGUUGAGUUUUUAUACAUGUGUUAUACCUUUGUUUUGCGGGGAAAAUAAAUUGGAUGAGGCGAGUAGGUUAUUUCGGAUGAUGCAAACGUCUGAAGUUGUUCCAAAUCCAGUUGUCUAUGGUGCUUUGAUACGAUGUUUGUGUAAGAACCAUCGGUUGGACGAUGUGGUAAACGUUCUUGAGGAGAUUGGAGAGAGUUGUUCGACACUAGAUAAUGAUGUUCUUGUGGAUGUUGUAAAUGAGUUUUGCAGAUUAGGGAAGAUAGAUGAAGCUAUGAAAUUUUUGGACAAUGAAAAUAUUCUUGAAACUUCUCCGUAUAAUGCAUUGCUCGAAGGCUGUUGUAAUGCAGGUAAGUUUAUCAUGGCUAAAGAGGUUCUUGUAAAGAUGUUGAAGAAAAGUCUAGCUGAAUGCGAUUCUUGGAAUAUUCUGAUCAGAUGGCUGUGUGAUAAGGCAAAAAUUAAGAAAGCAAGCGAAUUUGUUGGGAGAAUGAUUAUAACUUCAUCGAUUCCUAAUAGAGACACAUACUCGGCUCUUAUUACCGGUCACUGUAGAUCAAACGAAUCUGAAGAUGCUCUACGACUAUUUGUCCAACUCCGAACCAAAUGUUGGGUUUUGGAUUCCGUUUCUUAUUCUGAGUUAAUCGAAGGUCUCUGUGGGGCGGGAAAGCACCUUGAGGCUAUGGCAGUGUUUCACUACAUGUUUGGGAAUGGAUGCUCGCUUCAGUUUCUCUCAUUCAGUAUACUGAUCAAGACAAUUUGUGAGAAGGGAAUGGUUAAUGAAGCCGUAAGGCUACAGCAGAUGGUUCGUAAUUCUGGUAUGUGUUGCGGUAAUGACACUUAUAAAUAUAUUAUGCUCGGAUUGUCCAACUCAGACGAGCGACGAAGUGUUUUAGUAUAUCUCUCGCGAGUGCUAGUUAUUGGCUGCAAUCUUGAUGCAGAAGCAUAUUGCAUUCUGAUAAGAAGCAUGAUCGCGCAAAAUCGAGGAAAUGAUUGUUCCGUAUUUUUGGCUGAUAUGGUUCAUAAGGGUUUGAUACCCGAUUCUGAAACACUGCAUAGCCUGUUGUCACACUUAACCAACCGAUCUCAGCUAUAUUUGAUUUCAGCUACAAUUGGUGAACUUGCCGUCAAUUCUCAAGUUAUAGAUUCAGUCAUGUAUAACAUAUUGAUUAAUGGUUUCUGGAAAGAGAGACUUAAGACCGAAGCAUGUCGACUGCUCGAUUUAAUGUUGGAGAAGGGUUGGGUUCCGGAUGCUACGACUCAUCGACUGUUAGUUGGAUCAGUUGACAGUAGAGAAAGUAAUGAGAAAAUGUUGACAUAUGAAAACCUAACCAUCAAAGAUAGUGUUACUGACAUUCUUGCCGAUGCCUUGGGAGAAACAUGAUGUUGUACAUAGUGUAGAUGUAAUAAUCCUUUCAAUUGUCAAAUACACAAAAAAGUA